Molecule: messenger RNA, 918 nt
Organism: Protobothrops mucrosquamatus (brown spotted pit viper)
Lineage: Eukaryota; Metazoa; Chordata; Lepidosauria; Squamata; Viperidae
Product: olfactory receptor 14C36-like
Exons: 1
Coding region: 4-918 (304 amino acids)
Biological process (GO): G protein-coupled receptor signaling pathway
Cellular component (GO): membrane
Molecular function (GO): odorant binding; olfactory receptor activity; G protein-coupled receptor activity
Source: RefSeq, a predicted model, not a curated record
AACAUGAACAAUCAAACUACAAUGCCUUAUUUUCUGCUUUUGGAAUUCUCAGUAACUCGGCAACUGCAACUGCUACAUUUCUUUUUCUUUUUUGUGUUAUACUUGGCAAUUACAACAGCAAACCUUCUUAUCAUCUGUGCAGUAACUUUUAACCAGCAAUUGCACAGACCCAUGUAUUUUUUUCUGAUGAAUUUGGCUCUGCAAGAUAUAGGCUCUGUUUCUGUCAUUGUUCCCAAAUCCAUGGUGAAUUCCCUCAUAGAUACCAGACACAUUUCUUACUUUGGUUGUGUUGCUCAAGUCUUUCUCUUUGCCUUCUUUGUGGGUUCUAAUGUAUCCCUCCUAACAGUCAUGGCAUAUGAUAGGUAUGUUGCCAUUUGCCAUCCACUGCACUACGAGAGGAUUAUGAAUUGGAAAGCCUGCACUGAAAUGAUGAUUCUGGUAUGGGCUGCUAAUCUUGUCUAUGGAACGUUGCAUACUACUGGCAUUUUUUCAGUCCAUUUUUGUUCUAAUGUUGUUAAUCAAUUUUGCUGUGAAAUUCCACAGUUGCUAAAGCUAUCCUGCUCUGGAGUCAAUCGAGUUGAAGUUGGAAUUAUUUUGAUCAGUGCCAUUGUAGGAAUAGGUUGUUUUACUUUUAUAAUUGUAUCUUAUGCCAUGAUCUUCAAUGCAGUGCAAAGAAUCCCUUCGGAACAAGGAAGACAAAAAGCCUUAUCAACUUGUAUUCCUCACCUUAUAGUAGUAUCUAUAUUUUUAUUAACAGGAUUCUUUGCCUACCUGAGACCUCCCUCUAACACCAAUUCUUACCUAGAUUUUGCAUUGACUGUUCUGUAUUCCAUUCUUCCACCUCUGUUCAAUCCUAUAAUCUAUAGCAUGAGGAAUAAGAAUAUCAAAUUUGUUCUUUCUAAACUGUGCAGAUUUUGA